GUUCCAAUCCACCAGGCGCUCCUUGGAAACUCUGGGGGCAGUUCUACUCUGUCCUUGAGGGCUGCUAUGAGUCAGAACCAACUCGACGGCUCUGGGUUUGGUUUGGUUUUGGUACAUACUCCCAAUUGCUCUCCGCCUAAUGAGACAGCCUGCUCCCUCCCUCCACUCUCUCUUUUUGUGUCCAUUUCGCCAGCUUCUAACCCCCUCUUCCCUCUCACCUCCCCUCCAGGCAGGAGAUGCCAACGUAGUCUCAAGUGUCUACCUGUUCCAAGAAGCUCACUUCUCACCAGCAUCCCUCUCCAGCCCACUGUCCAGUCCAGACCCUGUCUGAAGAGUUAGCUUUGGGAUAGUUCCUGUCCUGGGCCAACAGAAGGUCUGGGGGCCAAGACCCCCAGGGUCCUUCUAGUCUCAGUCAGACCAUUAAGUCUGGUCUUUUUAUGAGAAUCUGGGGUCUGCAUCUCACUGCUCUCCUGCUCCCUCAGGGGUUCCCAGUUGUGUUCCCUGUCAGGGCACUCAUCGGUUAUAGGCAGGCACCAUCUAGUUCUUCUCGUCUCAGGCUGAUGUAGUCUCUGGUUUAUGUGGCCCUUUCUGUCUCUUGGGCUUGUAAUUACCAUGUGUCCUUGGUGUUCUUUAUUCUCCUUUGAUCCCUGUGGGUUGAGACCAAUUGCUGCAUUAUAGAUGGCCUCUUGCUAGUGUUCAAGACCCCAGACGCCACUCUCCAAAGUGGGAUAAAAAAUAUUUUCUUAAUAGAUUUUAUUAUGCCAGUUGACCUAGAUGUCCCCUGAAACCAUGGUCCCCAACCCCCCACCCCUGCUACGCUGGCAUUUGAAGCCAAGAAACUUCCUUGCUUUUGGUUUAGUCCAAUUGUGCUGACCUCGCCUGUAUUGUGUGUUGUCUUUCCUGUCACCUAAAGUAAUAGUUCUUAUCUACUAAUUAGUGAAUACCCGUCUUUCACCUUCCCUCCCUCCCCCAUCUCGUUACAAUCAAAGAAUAUUUUCUUCUCUGUUUAAACUAUUUCUCGAGUUCUCGUAAUACUGGUCUUAUACAAUAUUUGUCCUUUUGCAACUGACUAAUUUCACUCAGCAUAAUGCCUUCCAGAUUCCUCAUGUUAUGAAAUGUUUCACAGAUUCAUCACUGUUCUUUAUCGAUGCAUAGUAUUCCAUUGUGUGAAUAUACCAUAAUUUAUCCACUCAUCCUUGGAUGGGCACCUUGGUUGUUUCCGUCUUUUUGCUAUUGUCAAUACUGCUGCAGUGAACAUGGCUGUGCAUGGAUCUGUUCAUGUAAAGGCUCUUACUUCUCCAGGAUAUAUUCCAAGGAGUGGGAUUGCUGGAUCCUAUGGUAGUUCUAUUUCUAGCCUUUUAAGGAAGCGCCAAAUCAAUUUCCAAAGUGGUUGUACCAUUUGACAUUCCCACCAGCAGUGUAUAAGUGUUCUAAUUUCUCCACAGCCUCUCCAACAUUUAUUAUUUUGUGUUUUUUGUAUUAAUGCCAGCCUUGUUGGAGUGAGAUGAAAUCUCAUUGUAGUUUUGAUUUGCAUUUCUUUAAUGGCUCCUGGUCUUGAGCAUUUCCUCGUGUAUCUGUUAGCUACCUGAAUGUCUUCUUUAGUGAAGUGCCUGUUCAUAUCUUUUGCCCAUUCUUUAAUUGGGUUAUUUGUCUUUUUGUAGUUGAGUUUUUGCAGUAUCGUGUAGAUUUUAGAGAUAAGGCGCUGAUCGGAAAUGUCAUAACUAAAAACUUUUUCCCAGUCUGUAGGUAAUCUUUUUACUCUUUUGGUGAAGUCUUUGGAUGAGCAUAGGUGUUUGAUUUUUAGGAGCUCCCAGUUAUCUAAUUUUUCUUCUGCAUUCUUAAUGUUUUGUAUAACGUUUAUGCCAUGUAUUAGGCCUCCUAAUGUUGUCCCUAUUUUUUCUUCCAUGAUCUUUAUUGUUUUAGAUUUUAUAUUUAGGUCUUUGAUCCAUUUUGAGCUCAUUUUUAUGCAUGGAAUGAGGUAUGGGUCUUGUUUCACUUUUUUUGCAGAUGGAUAUCCAGUUAUGCCAGCACCAUUUGUUAAAAAGACUGUCCUUUCCCCCAUUUAACUGUUCUGGGGCCUUUGUCAAAUAUCAGCUGCUCGGAUGUGGAUGGAUUUAAUUCUGGAUUCUCAAUUCUGUUCGAUUGGUCUAUGUAUCUGUUGUUGUACCAGUACCAGGCUGUUUUGACUACUGUGGUGGUAUAAUAGGUUCUAAAAUUAGGUAGAGUAAGGCCUCCCGCUUUGUUCUUCUUUUCAUAAUGCUUUACUUAUCUGGGGUCUCUUUCCCUUCCAUAUGAAGUUGGUGAUUUGUUUCUCCAUCUCAUUAUAAAAUGUUGAAAUUUGGAUUGGAAUUGCAUUAAAUCUGUAAAUUGCUUUUGGUAGAAUAGACAUUUUUAUAAAGUUAAGUUCUCCUAUCCAUGAGCAAGGUAUAUUUUUCCACUUAGUAAGUCUCUUUUGGUUUCUCACAGAAAUGCUUUGUAGUUUUCUUUGUAUAACUCUUUCACAUCUCUGGUAAGACUUAUACCUAAGUAUUUUAUCUUCUUGGGGUCUACUGUAAAUGGUAUUGAUUUGGUGAUUUCCUCUUCGAUGUUCUUUUUGUCGGUGGAGAGGAAUCCGACUGAUUUUUGUAUGUUUAUCUUGUAUCCCAAUACUGUGCUGAACUCUUCUAUUAGUUUCAGUAGUUUUCUGGAGGAUUCCUUAGGGUUUUCUGUGUAUAAGAUCAUGUCAUCUGCAAAUAGACUUGCUUUUACUUCUCCCUUGCCAAUCUGGAUGUCCUUUAUUUCUUUAUCUAGCCUAAUUGCUCUGGCUAGGACCUCCAGCACAAUGCUGAAUAAGAGCGGUGAUAAAGGGCGUCCUUGUCUGGUUCCCGAUCUCAAGGGGAGUGCUUUCAGGCUCUCUCCAUUUAGGAUGUUGGCUAUUGGCCCUGUAUAAAUGCUUUUUAUUAUGUUGAGGAAUUUUACUUCUAUUCCUAUUUUGCUGAGAAUUUUUAUCAUGAAUGGGGUUGAACUUUGUCAAAUGCCUUUUCCGCAUCAUUUGAUAAAAUCAUGCAAUUCUUGUCUUUUGUUUUAUUUAUAUGAUGGAUUACGUUAAUUGUUUUUGUAGUGUUGAACCAUCCCUGCAUACCUGCUAUGAAUCCCACUUGGUCCUGGUAGAUUAUUUUUUUGAUAUGUUAUUGAAUUCUACUGGCUAGAAUUUUGUUAAGGAUCAUUGCAUCUGUGUGCAUGAGGGAUAUAUGUCUGUAAUUUUCUUUUCUUGUGGUGUCUUUACCUGGUUUUGCUAUCAGGGAUAUUCUGGUUUCAUAGAAUGAGUUUGGAAGUAUUCCGUCCUUUUCUAUGCUCUGAAUUACGUUUAGUAGUAGUGGUGUUAACUUUUCUUUGAAACUUUGGUAGAAAUCUGCAGUGAAGCAAUCCGGGCUAGGGGUUUUUUUUUGUUGGAGUUUUUUGACUACCUUUUCAAUGUCUCCUUUUGUUAUGGGUCUAUUUAGUUCUACCUGUGUUUGUGUUAAUUUCGGUGUAUUUCUAGGAAUUCAUCUAUUUCUUCUAGGUUUUCAAAUUUGUUAGAGUAUGGUUUUUCAUAGUAAUCUGAUAUGAUUCUUUUAAUUUCAGUCGGGUUUGUUGUAAUAUUGCCCAUCUCAUUUCUUAUUUGGGUUUUUUUCUCCCUCUCCUGUUUUUCUUUUGUCAGUUUGCCCAAUGGUUUAUCAAUUUUGUUGAUUUUUUCAGAGAACCAGCUUUUGGUCUUGUUAAUUCUUUCAAUUGUUUUUCUGUUUUCUAUUUCAUUUAGUUCUGCUCUAAUUUUUAUUAUUUGUUUUCUUCUGGUGCCUGAAGAUUUCUUUUGUUGUUCUCUUCCUAUUUGUUCAAGUUGUAGGGAUAAUUGUUUGAUUUUGGCCCUUUUUUAUUUUUGUAUUGAUAUAAGUUGACCUCGGAGCACUGCUUUCACUCUGUCCCAAAGGUUCUGAUAGGAAGUGUUUUUGUUCUUAUUGGAUUCUAUGAAUUUCUUUAUUCCAUCGUUAAUGUCUUCUAUAAUCCAGUCUUUUCUGAGCAGGGUAUUGUUCAGUUUCUAAGUGUUUGAUUUCUUUUCCCUGCUUUUUGUGUUAUUGAUUACCACUUUUGUGGCCUUUUGGUCAGAGAAGAUGCUUUGUAAUAUUUCAAUGUUUUGGAUUCUGCUAAGGCUUGCUUGAUGACCUAAUAUGUGAUCUAUUCUAGAGAACGUUCCCUGUGCACUAGAAAAGAAAGUAUACUUGGUUGCUGUUGGGUGGAGUGUUCUGUAUAUGUCUGUGAGGUCAAGUUGGUUGAUUGUGACAAUUAGAUCUUCCAUGUCUUUAUUGAGCUUCUUUCUGGAUGUCCUGUCCUUCACCGAAAGUGGUGUGUUGAAAUCCCCUACUGUUAUUGUGGAGCUAUCUCACUUCAAUGCUGAUAGCGUUUGUUUUAUGUAUCUUGCAGCCCUGUGAUUGGGUGCAUAAAUAUUUAAUACGAUUAUAUCUUCUUGGUGUAUUGUUCCUUUAAUCAUUAUAUAGUGUCCUUCCUUAUUCUUUCUGAUGGGUUUAACUUUAAAGUCUAUUUUGUCAGAAAUUAAUAUUGGCAGUUCUGCUAUUUUUUGAUUGUUGUUUGCUUGAUAUAUUUUUUUCCAUCCUUUGAGUUUUAAUUUGUUUCUGUCUCUAAGUCUGAGAUGUGUCUCUUACAGACAGCACAUAGAUGGAUGGUGUUUUUUAAUCCAUUCUGCUACUCUGUGUCUCUUUAUUGAUGCAGUUAGUCCAUUUACAGUCAGCAUAAUUAUGGAUAGAUAUGAAUUUAGUGCUAUCAUUUUGAUGCCUUUUUUUUUUGUGACUUUUUCUUCUUCCCAUUUAAUCUAUAUGUGCUGAGUAGAUUGUCUUCAUAUAUUGCUCUUUCCACAUAUUUGUUGUUGUUGAUUUUGUUUUUGCUGAGUCUCUUUUUUUCUUGUAUUUUAUUUUGAUGUGUAGGAUAGUUUGUCUCCUUUGUGGUUACCUUAAAAAAAAAAAUUUACCCGUAUUUUUCUAAAUUGGAACCUAAAUUUUAUUUCUUGGUGUCACUUUGUCUUCCUCUCCAUAUGGAAGAUCUAUGACUACAUUUCCUAGUCUCUCUUUAUGGUUGUAAUGUUACCUUCUUUUACAUAAUAACAUUGCUGUUACCCUGUUUGGAGGGUUUUUUUAAUCUUGAUUUAUUUUUUUGAUUUCCUUAUGUGGGCUGACUUCUGAUAGUUCUGCCCAGUGUUCUAGUCUUGGGUUGAUACCUGAUAUUAUUGAUUUUCUAACCAAAGAACUCCCUUUAGUAUUUCUUGUAGUUUUUGUUUGUUUUUUACGAAUUCUCUAAACUUUUGUUUAUCUGGAAAUGUCCUAAUUUCACCUUCAUAUCUGAGAGACAGUUUUGCUGGAUAUAUGAUUCUUGACUAGCAAUUUUUUUCUUUCAAUUUUUUAUGUAAGUCAUCCCAUUGCCUUGUGUGCCUGCAUGGUUUUUGGUGAGUAGUCCGAGCUUGUCCUUAUUGGCUUUCCUUUGCAGGUGACUUUUUGUUUAUCCCUAGCUGCUCUUAAAAUUCUGUCUUUAUCUUUGGUUUUGCAAGCUUGAUUAUAGUAUGUCUUGAUGACUUUCUUUUCACAUCCACCUUAUGUGGAGUUUGAUGACCAUCUUGGAUAGAUACCUUCUCAUCUUUCACCAUAUCAGGGAAGUUUUCUGACGAUGAAUCUUCAACAAUUCUCUGUAUUUUCUGUUAUCCUUCCCAGUUCUGGUACUCCAUUCACAGGUAGGUUAUUUCUCUUGACAGAGUCCCACGUGAUUCUUAAGGUUUAUUCAUUUUUUAAAAUUCUUUUAUCUGAUUUUUCUUCAAAUAUAUUAAUGCCAAGUUCUUUAUCUUCAAGUUCAGAAAUUCUGACUUCUACUUGCUCUAAUCUUCUCUUUCUAUUGAGUUGUCUACUUCUGUAAUUUUAUUGUUAAUCUUCUGAAUUUCUGAUUGCUGUCUAUCUAUAGAUUUUCCUAGCUUAUUAAAUUUUUCAUUGUGUUCCUGAAUAAUCUUUUUAAUUUUUUCAAUUGCUUCAUCUGUGCAUUCCUUGUCUUGUUCUGCAUAUUGCCUCAUUUCCUUCCUGAUGUCUUGAAGCGUUCUGUAUAUUAAUCUUUUGUAUUCUGCCCCUGGUAAUUCCAGGAAGCCACUUUAACCUAGGAGAUCCCCAGAUUCUUUGUUUUGAGAGCUUGUUGAGGCGAUCAUGGUCUGUUUCUUUAUCUGACUUGAUAUUGACUGUUGUCUUUGAGCUACCUAUAAGUUAUCGUAUUAGUUUAUUUUAUGUUUGCUUACUGUGUCAUAGCUUCUUGCUUUGUUUUGUUUUGAUAUGUCCAAAUGGGUUGCUUGAGUGAGCUAGCUUGAUUGUUUUCACCUUUGGAGCUCUGUGUCCUGUCCCCAGCUGGCUAGAGCUGUUAUCAGGUAUAUCAGUCUAGGAGUCCUUUCACUUUUCUUGUAUGAAUUCAGCUCAGGUGUCCAGGUAGCUGAUCAUCAAGUGUGUGGUACAGGUUCUGUCCUACAUUCUUAGAGGGGCAGGGGUGAUUGGUGUAGGUACCUGUAUCUGGUUGCAGCAGGGGGUCACGCUCUGAACGAGGCAGGGAGCUGAGUAUUGUCCCCUACGUGUCAGUGAGGAAAGUGUGUCCCUGUUCCCUAGAGUGUACAGGUGAGUGGGUUCUGCAGAUAGACUGUGGACACCCAAUGUUUUUGGUCGUAAAGACUGGGAGGUACCAGUUAUCCUUGGGCCCCUGUCAUCGGUGGCUGGGUGACCUGAGUGGAGCCACCAGUCCUUAGGCCCCUGAUGUGGGUAAGUGAGGACCCUGUUUAAUAGGCAAAGCAAUAUCAAACAUCAAACACCCACCUCUCUGUCGCACAGCUGAAACGGUUGGAGUCUGCCAACAAGGGCCUAUUCUUCUGAAAUAGGCCCACACAGGUCCAUGCAGAGGGGAGAGGUACUCAAAAUCCAUGUACCGUUUAUGCCUGGACAGAAACGGCUUCUGUCCUGAGCUCCCCCGAUUAGUGGAGCUGGCAAAUUAUCUUUUCCCCAGUUGUGAAUUUUUUCCUUCUCCAAGGCUGGGAGGAUGGCUCUAGGCACUCAACAGGGCGUAUCUCAGGCCCAGGGAAAUCAACAACCACUGAAGCCGGUUUGGGCGUGGGGGCCAUGGUAAAAUGUAUGAAAGUACCUAUCUUUUGCUGAGAGCACCAUUCUUCUCUGGUUCCAGAGGUGUGAGUAGGCUGUGUGACUGGCUGCUUCUCCCUGAGGAAACUGCUGCCAAAUGCUAGUACCAGCCCGCCACCACGACUCCUGGGAAUGGUGCCUGAGGGCUCCCUGCAAUUCAGGCUUGCAGCAAACAAAAGACUGAAGCUCUGCAUUGUGGUAAUGGCAGCUUUCACACCUGUACACCGUCUCAGGUUCAAGGCGUGCUACAGAGGGAACUAAUCCAGUUUAUGCCUCUGGAGACCUAGGGUGACCGUCCUGCACAGCCAUGCAUUCACAAGACUCAGUGUUAUUUGAGGAUGUGGCUAUGAAAUUUACCCAGGAAGAGUGGGCUUUGCUGGAUUUUUCUCAGAGGAAACUCUACAAAGAUGUGAUGAUGGAAACCUUCAGGAACCUGGACUCAGUUUUUCAACAGCGUAACAAUAGACAAAAAUCCAUGAAGAAUGACUUCUGGUCCUCCAUGAUAGAAGAAAUCUGUGAAUUAUGUGACACCGAAGAUCAUCACAACAACCAGGGAAAUUGUGUGAGGCUCAAGAGAAUUCCUGCUGGAGUAAAUCCUUCUGAAUGUUGUGAGUGUGGAAAAGCCUUCAUGGAUCAUACUUUUAAGCAUCACAUCAGAUCUCACGCUGGAUACAAACCUUAUCAGUAUAAGGAAUGUGGAGAAGCCUGCAGUUUUCCCUUUUCCCUAAUACCUCGUGUGAUAACUCUUACUGGAGAGAAAUUUUGUGAAUGUAAGAGUUCUGGGAGACUCUGCAGUUGUUCCUCACCUCUCACCAAAUAUGUAAGACCUCAAUGUGGAAAGUGGCCUUGUGAAUGUAAGGAAUGUGGAAAAGCCUUUCGUUGUUCCUCACACCUCAUUAGACAUAUACGUUCUCACAGUGGAGAGAGGCCUUAUGAACGUGAGGAAUAUGGAAAAGCCUUUAGUUCCUCACACCGCACUGUACAUAUAAGAACUCACAGUGAAAAGAGGCCUUAUGAUUGUAAGGAAUGUGGGAAAGCCUUUAGUACUCCCUCAUGCCUCACUGCCCAUACAAGAACUCACAGUGGAGAGAGGCCUUAUGAAUGUAACGAAUGUGGGAAAGCCUUUAGUAGUUCCUCACACCUAACUAGACAUACAAGAACUCACAGUGGAGAGAGGCCUUAUGAAUGUAAGGAAUGUGGAAAAGCUUUUAGUAUUUCUUCAUCCCUCACUGCACAUGUAAGAACUCACAGUGGAGAGAGGCCUUAUGAAUGUAAGGAAUGUGGGAAAGCCUUUAGUAGUUCUUCAUGCCUCACUAGACAUAUAAGAACUCACAGUGGACAGAGGCCUUAUAAAUGUAAAGAAUGUGGAAAACCUUUUAGUAUUUCUUCAUCCCUCACUGCACAUAUAAGAACUCACAGUGGAGAGAGGCCUUAUGAAUGUAAGGAAUGCGGGAAGGCCUUUAGUCGUUCCUCAAACCUCACUGCACAUAUAAGAACUCACAGUGGAGAGAGGCCCUAUGAAUGUAAGAAGUGUGGGAAAGCCUUUAGUCGUUCCUCACACCUCACUGUACAUAUAAGGGCUCACAGUGGAGAGAGGCCUUAUGGAUGUAAGGAAUGUGGAAAAGCUUUUAGUGUUUCUUCAUCCCUCACUGCACAUAAAAGAACGCAUAGCGGAGUGAGGCCUUAUGAAUGUAAGGAAUGUGGGAAAGCCUUUAAUAGUUCGUCACACCUCACUACACAUAUAAGAACUCACAGUAGGGAGAGGCCUUACGAAUGUAAGGAGUGUGGGAAAGCCUUUAGUACUUCCUCACACUUCACUACACAUAUAAGAACUCAUAGUGGAGAGAGGCUUUAUGAAUGUAAUGAGUGUGGGAAAGCCUUUAGUAGUUCCUCACCCCUCACUAAACAUAUGAGAGCUCACUGGGGGGGAGGGGCCUUACAAAUCUAAGGAGUGUGGGAAAACCUUUAAUAGUUCCUCAUCGCUCACUGCACAUAUAAGGGAUCACAGUGGAGAGAGGACCUUUGAAUGGAUGGAAUGUAGAAAAGUCUAUUCAUUCCUCAAACCUCAGUAGACAUAUAAGUUCUCCCAGUGAAGAAAGAACUUAUUAAUGUAAGAUAUGUGGGAAUGUCUUCAGUUGUCUCUCAUGCUUUUCAACACUUCUGAUUAGGAAUACUGGACAGAAGCAACAUACAUGUGAGUAACUCUGGGUAACUUUAUCCUUUAUAUUUUCUCAAACCUGAAAAAAGAUAUGCAGCAGGGAAACCAUAGAUGUGUAAGGAAUGUGGGAAAAUUUUUCUUUUUCUUCCCUGCUUUCGGUGACUUUCACAUGUACGGAAAAGCCUUCCCUAUUUCAGUAACAGAGCAUGUGAAAAGUCACACAAGAGUAUCAUGUAAAUGUGAAGUACCUGGGAACAUUUGAGAUAAAUCAUAUUCCGUAUCAUUGUUGUUAGGUGCUGUCGAUUUGGUUCCGACUCAUAGCAACCCUAUGCACAACAGAAUGAAAUACUGCCCGGUCCUGUGCCAUCCUUAAAAUCAUUGUUAUACUUGAGCCCAUGGUUGCAGCCACAGUGUCAAUCCAUCUCAUUGAGGGUCUUCCUCUUUUCCUCUGACCCAGUACUUUACCAAGCAUGAUGUUCUUCUCCAGGGACUGAUCCAACCCAACAACAUGUCCAAAGUAUGUAAGAGACAGUCUCACCAACCUUCUAAGGAACAUUCUGGUUGUACUUCUUCCAAGACAGAUUUGUUCGUUCUUUUGGCAGUCCAUGCUAUAUUCAGUAUUCUUCGCCAACACCACAAUUCAAAGGUGUCAGUUCUUCUUUGGUCUUCCUUAUUCAUUGUCCAGCUUUCACAUACUCUUGAUGCAGUUGAAAAUACUAUGGCUUGGGUCAGGUGCACCUUAGUCCUCAAGGUGACAUCUUUGCUUUUCAACACUUUAAAGAGGUCCUUUGCAGCAGAUUUACCCAAUGCAAUGCGGCCUUUGAUUUCUUGACUUCUGCUUCCCUGGGUGUUGAUUGUAGAUCCAAGUGAAAUGAAAUCCCUGACAACUUCAGUCUUUUCUCCGUUUAUCAGGAUGUUGCUUAUUGGAACAGUUGUGAGGGUUUUCGUUUUAUGUUGGGAUGUAAUCCAUACUGAAGGCCGUGGUCUUUGAUCUUCAUCAGUAAGUGCUUCAAGUCUUCUUCACUUUCAGCAAGUAAGGUUGUGUCAUCUGCAUAACACAGGUUGUUAAUGAGUCUUCCUCCAAUCCUGAUGCCCUGUUCUUCAUACAGUCCAUCUUCUCAGAUUAUUUGCUCAGCAUACAGAUUGAAUAGGUAUGGUGAAAGGAUACAAUCCUGAUACAUACCUUUCCUGACUUUAAACCACUCAGUGUCCCCUUGUUCUGCCCGAACAACUGCCUCUUGAUCUAUGUACAGUUUCCUCAUGAGCACGAUUAAGUGUUCUGGAAUCCCCAUUCUUCACAAUGUUAUCCAUAAUUUGUUAUGAUCCACGUAGUCAAAUGCCUUUGCAUAGUCAAUAAAACAUAGGUAAAGAUCCUUCUGGUAUUCUCUGCUCUCAGCCAGGAUCCAUCUGACACUAGCAAUGAUUAUCCCUGGUUCCACGUCCUCUUCUGAAUCUGACCUGAAUAUCUGGCAGUUCCCUGUCAAUACACUGUUGCAGCUGCUUUUAAAUGAUCUUCAGCAAAAUUUUGCUUGCAUGUGAUAUUGCUGAUGUUAUUCGAUAAUUUCUGCAUUUGGUUGGAUGACUCUCCCUGGGAAUAGGCAUAAAUAUGGAUCUCUUCCAGUCGGUUGGCCAGCUAGCUGUCUUCCAGAUUUCUUGGCAUAGACAAGCGAGCACUUCCUGCACUGCAUCUGUUUGUUGAAACAUCUCAAUUGAUAGAUAUUCCAUCAAUUCCCAGAGCCUUGUUUUCCUUCAGUUCCUUCAGUGCAGCUUGGACUUCAUCCUUCAGUACUAUCGGUUCCUGAUCAUGUCCUGCCUCUUGAAAUGGUUAAACGUCGACUAAUUCUUUUUGAUAUAAUGACCCUGCGUGUUUCUUCCAUCUUCUUUUGAUGCUUCCUGUGUCAUUUAAUAUUUUCCCCAUAGAAUCCUUCGUUAUUGUGACUUAAGACUUGAAUUUUUUCUCUAGUUCUUUCAGCUUGAAAAGCUCUGACCGUGUUCUUCCCUUUUGGUUUUCUAUCUGCAGCUCUUAGCAUAUGUCAUUAUAAUACUUUACUUUGUCUUCUCGAGCCGCCGUUUGAAAUCUUCUGUUCAGUUCUUUUACUUCGUCAUUUCUUCUUUUGCUUUUAGCUGCUUGACAUUCGAGAGCAAGUUUCAGAGUCUCCUCUGACAUCUAUCUUGGUCCUUUCUUUGUUGUCUUUUCGGUAACGUCUUGCCUUCUUCAUGUAUGAUAUCCUUGAUGUCAUUGCACAACUCGUCUGAUCUUCGGUCAUUAGUGUUCAUCAUGUCAAAUCUAUUCAUGAGAUUGUCUCUAAAUUCAGGUGGGAUAUACUCAAGGUUGUAUUUUGGCUCUCGUGGACUUGCUCUGAUUUUCUUCACUUUCAGCUUGAACUUGCAUAUGAACAAUUGAUGGUCUGUUCCACAGUUGGCCCCUGGCAUUGUUCUUACUGAUGAUACUGAGCUUUUCCAUUGUCCCUUUCAACAGAUGUAGUUGAUUUGAUUCCUGGGGGGCUCAUAUUCCCACACUAUAUCAGACAAUGUUCCGCUUCUAUUCAUAAGGUUUUCACUGGCUGAUUCUCAAAAGUAGACUGCUUUCUUCUAAGGUGUUUCUUUCUAAGGUGGCAUAGGUUCCAGCAUCACAGCAACAUGCAAGCUCCCACAGUACUACAAACUGACAGACAUGUGGGAGAUUCCAUACUGGUCCUGUGAAUAUAAAAGAUGAUGGAAGUCUUCAGUGUCCCUCCUCCCUCAGGACGCUUAUUAGACCUCAUACAGUGGGAAACCUUGUAAUUGUCAGUCCUGAGAAACCCUUCAAUGACAUAAUUUUCCUAUUUCUGUACAAAUAUUUCUAGCAAGGGAGCCUUAAGCUAGAUUUUCUAGAAAAGCAAAACCAGUAAGGGUUAUAAAUAUGUAUAUAGAGAGAUUUAUAUCAAAGAAAUAGCUUACACAGUUUUAGCAGCUGGAAUAUCCCAAGUCCAUGGGUCAGGCUGGAGGCUUCUUCUCAUUCACGUAGCUGCAGGGGAUGGCAAACCCAAGAUUGGCAAGUCAAACACCAGGCCUCUGGUUCAUAGGCAGUGAUGACUGACAAAUCCCAAGAUUGGCAUGCAAGACAGCAGCUAAGCUGCUAGCUCAGGUCCCAAGAACCACAGGUUAGAUGAACAGGAGACAGGUGUAGGAUCCAGUGCUAGCAAAAGUCCACAAGCCUUACCAGAAAGUCUACUUAUAUUUGAUGCAGUCCACACCUCUGAGGAAACUCCUUUCAACUGAUUGGCUACUCACUGCAGAGCCCAUUAUGGAGGUGAUCACAUUGCAUCAAAACUUAUCAUGGAAGUAAUCAUAAUAUGACUGGCAAACUGCAUCAUAACUGCCAAACCACUGAGAAUCAUGGUCCAGCCAAGCUGACACAACCAUAACCAUCACAGGGAGGAAUUUUAUUAAAUGUACAACUAUGAAAAUUACUGCUUCCUUAUUCCUAUGUGCAUUAAUUUCUACUUUUUAUUUUCUGUUAAACAUAUACCAGUGAUAAAUAUCCCUCUAAGCUUCCUUUCAAUUCUAGGACAUGGAUUUUGGUAAGUGUUGUUUCCAUUUGGUUAAUUUAUUUAAAAAACUCAUUUCAUUAGAAAAUUUCAUCAACACAUGAGUGUUUUUAAGUGUGCGUUUUUAAGUUUUUGUGCUUUAAGUGAAAGUUUACAAAUCAAAUAAGUUUCUCAUACAAAAAUUUAUAUAUACUUUGCUAUAUAGUCCUAGUUGCUCUCCCCCUAAUGAGACAGCACACUCCUUUCCUCCACUGUCUCUUUUCUUUUCCAUUCAGAUAGCUUCUGACCCCCUUUGCCCUCUCGUCUCCCCUCUGGUCAGAAGCUGUCUGCAUAGUCUCAUGUGUCUCCUUGAUCCAAGAAGCUCACUUGGAGCCUGUGUUUUCUUUUUAUCAACGAAGUCAAGCUAUAAUUUUUUUUGUGUACAAAUAGCAUGUCCUCAUUGUAGAAAAUCUGAUUUGAACUGAAAAGUAUCUGUUAAAAAAGCACUUAGAAUGUCACCACUGCUGAUAUUUUGUUUAUUCUUAUUUUUCAGCCCUUCAUUACAACAAAUUAAUGGUUUUAAUAUAAUCAGGAUUGUUCUGAACAUUUAGUGUACUAGUGUAAUUUUUUUUACAUUGUGUCAUGGAUUGAAUUAUGUCCCCCCAAAAAUGUGUUUAUUAACUUGGUUAGGCCAUGAUACCUAGUAUUCUGUCAUUGUCCUCCAUUUUGUUAUUGUAAUUUUGUAUUGAGAAGAUUAGAGUGGGAUUGUAGCACUACCUUUACUCAGACCCAAUGUAAAGGGAGUUUCCCUAGGGUGUGGCCUGCACCACCUUUUAUCUCUUUACAGAAAAGGAAAGGGAAGCAAGCAGAGUUGGAAGUCUCAUACCAUCAAGAAAGCAGCACCAGGAGAAGGUCCUCAACCAGGGAAGGGUUGAGGAUGGGACCUUCCUUCUGAGUCGACAAAGAGAGAAAGCCUUCUCCUGGAGCUAACACCCUGAAUUUGGACUUGUAACCUACUAGACUGUGAGAUAAUAAAUUUCUCUUUGU
Loxodonta africana (African savanna elephant) is the source of this 13892-nucleotide messenger RNA. RefSeq names its product zinc finger protein OZF-like. NCBI's taxonomy places the organism in Eukaryota, Metazoa, Chordata, Mammalia, Proboscidea, Elephantidae. Gene Ontology annotation, biological process: regulation of transcription by RNA polymerase II. Gene Ontology annotation, cellular component: nucleus. Bases 7486 to 9126 code for a protein of 546 amino acids. Gene Ontology annotation, molecular function: DNA-binding transcription factor activity, RNA polymerase II-specific. The transcript is spliced from 6 exons. The record is from RefSeq and is a predicted model, not a curated record.